Suncus etruscus (white-toothed pygmy shrew) is the source of this 3445-nucleotide messenger RNA. It is a transcript of the gene SLC39A8, whose product is annotated as solute carrier family 39 member 8. The transcript has 9 exons. Gene Ontology annotation, cellular component: membrane. Gene Ontology annotation, biological process: intracellular zinc ion homeostasis; zinc ion import across plasma membrane. Lineage: Eukaryota; Metazoa; Chordata; Mammalia; Eulipotyphla; Soricidae. Bases 1 to 1998 code for a protein of 665 amino acids. The record is from RefSeq and is a predicted model, not a curated record. Gene Ontology annotation, molecular function: zinc ion transmembrane transporter activity.
AUGGGUCCAGGGGAGUGUCGCCACGUGCGGAGAGGCGGGGACACGGCCCUGCUCUGGUUCUUAUCUGCGAAGGGUGCGGGCCGGUCCCCAAGCUCUCCAGCGGACCUGUCCGAGCCCUCCUCUUAUCUGCAAAGGGUGCAGGCCGGUCCCCAGGUUCUGCAGUGGACGUGUCCGAGGGCGCAGAGGCAGGAGCAGGCAGGUAAGAGGUGGCGCCCUCAGCGAGCCCUGCCUUCCCCGUGUCCACACGCGCCCCGGAGGAGCGGACGCCCGGACGCUGGACAGCUGGCCGCGCGCCCGCGGAGCUCCGAGCCGCGACCGGACCGGACCGGUCGCGCGGAGUUCGGGGCCGGCGCGGGGGCUUCCUCCGGGCCCCGCUUUGUUCUCCGGAUCUCGGGCGACCCAGGAGGCGGGGUGGGGGCGGCGAGGGGCCUCCCGCCCGCCCGGCUGCAGCGCCGCUUCUCUGUGCCCGCAGGUCGUGGCCGCCUCGGACCGCGGCGCCCCGCACCGCCCGCCCGGCCGCCGAGCCCGCGCCCCGAAGCCUCGCGGGGCGCCUGCGGGACGGCGAUGGGCCCGGGCCUCGCCCUGGCGGGACGGCGGCUGCUGCUGCUGCUGCUGCUGCUGCUGGCGUGGCGUGCCCCCGCGGCCACCGGGCUGGGCGCGGCGGGGCCCGCGGCCGCCUUCAGCGAGGACGUGCUGAGCGUGUUCGGCGCCAACCGGAGCCUGUCGGCCGCGCAGCUGGCGGGGCUGCUGGAGCGGCUGGGGGGCGCCCCCGAGGGCGAGGGCGAGGGCGCGGGCGCCGUGCCCCCCGGCCAGCUGCACUUCAACCAGUGCCUAUCUGCUGAGGAUCUAUUUGCCCUGCAUGGCUUCUCCAACACCACUCCACUGAGCAGCUCCGACCUACCUAUCAUCUGCCCUGCCAUCCUCCAGCAGCUCAACUUCCAUCCCUGUGAGACCCGUCCCACACUCAGCUCGAAGCCCAGCAUCUCAGAAGUGUGGGGCUAUGGAUUUCUGUCGAUCACGUUUAUCAACAUGGCAUCUCUCCUGGGGCUGGUUCUGACUCCGUUGAUCAAGAAAUCCUACUUCCCCAAGAUCCUGACCUACUUUAUAGGACUGGCAAUCGGCACACUGUUUUCCAAUGCCAUCUUCCAGCUCAUUCCCGAGGCCUUUGGCUUCAAUCCCAAGGUUGACAACUAUAUUGAGAAGGCUGUCGCUGUGUUUGGUGGAUUUUAUAUACUCUUCUUCUUUGAGAGAGUUCUUAAGAUACUAUUGAAAACAUAUGGCCAGAAUGACCACACCCACUUCGGAAACGAGGACUUUGGAGUACCCCAAGAGAAAAUGCCAUCCCCAAAAGCGCUGCCUGCCCUGAAUGGGGUACAGACGUGCUAUGCCAACCCUGCCGUCACGGAGCCCAAUGGACACAUCCACUUUGACAAUGUCAGCGUGGUGUCCCUACAGGAUGGGAACCAGGAGCCACGGUCCUGCGUCUGUCUGCCAGGGCCCAAACUGUCAGAGAUUGGGACCAUUGCCUGGAUGAUCACGCUCAGCGACGCUCUGCACAACUUCAUCGAUGGCCUGGCCAUCGGUGCAUCCUUAACCGUGUCUCUGCUGCAGGGUCUCAGCACAUCCAUCGCCAUCCUGUGUGAAGAGUUUCCCCAUGAGCUGGGUGACUUCGUGAUCCUGCUUAACGCCGGAAUGAGCACGCGGCAGGCACUGUUCUUCAACUUCCUCUCGGCCUGCUCCUGCUAUGUCGGCCUGGCCUUUGGCAUUUUGGUGGGCAACAAUUUUGCACCAAAUAUUAUAUUUGCACUAGCUGGAGGCAUGUUCCUUUACAUUUCUCUGGCAGAUAUGUUUCCAGAGAUGAAUGACAUGCUGAGAGAAAAGGUAACGGGCAGGAAAACGGACAUCACCUUCUUCAUGAUACAGAAUGUGGGCAUGCUGACAGGCUUCACAGCUAUCCUGCUCAUCACUUUGUAUGCUGGAGACAUUGAGCUGGAGUAGAAGCAAGUGGAAGAAGGCAUGACCACCUGGGCACUGAAUGGGUAAAACACCUCCAACAGGAUUUUUUUAAGCACAUUCUUUUUAGUUCAAAGAUUAUGUUCAACCGUAGGCCCCAAACCAGAUCAAACCAAAAAUGACAGAUGAAUGGUUUCUGAAGUAUGGAAUCAGUCGCUAUUUGUUGUUUUGAAUGCUCCAAAGGGGUCUUCAUUCCAGCUGAUGUCUGGCACUUGAGGUCUUUAGAAAAUCAUGACAAAUGAGGAAGUUGACAAUAUUUAUACACAGACCCAGAGAACAAGUGCCACAGCCACAGGUGCUGGUAAAACUCAAGGGUAAGAGCACCAAGGACAGGGUUUUCUUUUAACAAUCUCCGUUGAAGUUUUUUUCAGAAAGGGCAAGAAUGUCCCAAUGAAAAAGAAAUUUAAAGCAUCACCACCGUGAUAAAGGCCUCUUGGACUCCCUCGCCCGUGGCAAAAAGCCCCUUACAGCUGGUGCUGUUUUGUAUUGUGGCGAGGUACUUGCAUCAGAUUUCUGGAAAACCAGCCUACAAUGAUGGUCAUGAUGAAAUGAAUAAAGUUUCUUACUUCUGCUGUGUUCUGACAUGGAUUCUUUACCUGUGAGUGUGAUUCUGCUUCGAGGCGGCCCGCCAGGCUCUUCUGUGCCUGGUGGGAGCAGGUUGGGGACCUGCUGUUUCAGACGAGGUGCUGAGGAGAGAAGUUGUCAGCAUAUGGAAAGAAAUCAAGUGUAAUUUUCAGCAAUCUACUUUCAGAGAUACUGCUCAGAAAAUACUCUUUGCAGAGUAAAUAAAUGUACAACAGUGGGGAGACGGUUGUAUGUCAAGACUAACUCCGUCACUUAGAAGCAUAAGUGCCCUACAGAUAACUGAGCGCCAUUUGGGAUGGGCUUCUUUCUCUUCUGUCGACAUUUCUUUUCUCUAUGGUCUAUCUUGGAAAAUCAUUCAGCACACUAGUUAUUUUUCUGUCAUGAAAGACGGAGUCUAUUUUACCCACUUGGCAGACGUAAGAAGUUGGUCUACAAUUGGAAAUUCUAAUCCUAAAUCACACUGCCAAGAUGCUUAAGAGAAGAUGAUGUGACCGUGAGGAAAAUGAUAAAAAUGAACAAUGACCUCAGGUAUUACAUUUUCCUACAGAGCAAAAAGUAUCAAAUCAAUAAUGUAGAUUAGAUGGACAAAUAUUUAACAUGGAUGAAGAAUAAACAUUUUACUUUAUAAUGGAUAAGUAAAUAUGUUUGGUUAGGAGCCCAGAAAAGCACCUUUGAAGUCAUAUGCAACAUUAUUCAUUAUAAAUCUGUAUCCUUUUUGAAUGAUUCAUGUAUCUGAUAUUAUGGGUAAAGAUAAAUGAGAAAAAGAUGAUAAGUUUUUAUAGAUGUUUAACAAAUAAAUACUGUCAAGAGCAAUAUUCAUUAGAGACAGCAAAUAUAGUUUUAUUUU